AAGAUAAACAAAACAGUGUGUAAGCCACCUUUAUUUAUUUAUUUGUUUGUUUGUUUGUUUGUUUCUUUCUUUCUUUCUUUUAAAACUCGAAUAAAUUUGUUUUUUUUUUCUCUACCUGAAGGUGGUAAAAUAUCAGUUUAUUCAACACUGAAGGGUUUUCUUCCGUUUAGAAAUCUUAAUCGUCUCACCAAUAACUAAAACUCGACAUGACACACUGCUGCCUCUUCUUGUGUAGUGCGCUAGUGCGCUUUUGUGCUGUUUGUGACCGAGCCUCACUUUGACAUUUGGCCCAUGUGAGUGGAGGAAAGCGAGAAGAGGACAGAGGAAUAAAGGAGUCACUUCUUUCGCUCAAAUGUAGACUCUUCCUUGUUGAACAGACAUUUUCGUGUGUAAAUAAGAAGGAAAACUAAGCGGUUGGUACCAAUGCAGCCAUGACCUCCGUGUGGAAGAGACUUCAGCGCGUCGGCAAGAGAGCGUCAAAGUUCCAGUUUGUUGCGUCCUUUCAUGAACUUACCGUCGAGUGCACCAAGAAAUGGCAGCCAGACAAACUGAGAGUGGUUUGGACCAGACGAAACAGACGAAUCUGCACUAAGCUUCAUGGCUGGCAGCCUGGCAUCAAGAAUCCGUACAGAGGGACAGUGUUGUGGCAGCUGCCUGAGAAUGUGGAUAUUACAGUCACACUCUUUAAGGAUCCAAAUGCUGAUGAAUUUGAAGACAAAGAUUGGACACUUAUCAUUGAAAAUGAGACAAAGGGUCAUCGAAAAGUUCUAGCAUCAGUGGAUGUAAACAUGAAGAACUAUGCCAACGCCACUUCAGCCACAUUUGACCUGACGCUCAAACUGAAGCCACUCUCGGUGAAAGUUGUGGACGCUACACUGAAGCUUACCCUGACCUGCAUCUUUCUUAAAGAGGGCAAGGCCACUGAUGAGGAUAUGCAGAGUUUAGCUAGUCUAAUGAGCCUUAAGCAUUCAGACAUCGGAAACCUGGAUGACUUCAACGACAGUGAUGAAGAGGACAAGAGGACGAGUACAGGAACGAGCAAAAGUGUGGCAGCUACAGCUCCUCUUCCUCCUGUCAGAAAAGAUCAUGAUGAAGCAUGGAGGCCUGCUGUAAACAUAAACCCUUUUGUCACAGAGUUGCACAGACAGCUGAGCAUAUUGCAAGAGGAGGAUUAUCCUACUGCAGUCUAUCCUGGUGAGGAAAAUGCAGAUACCAAAACAUCAAAUGCUCAACAAUCCGAAGACUCCAAAAGCAAAGCUGGACAUAUGAUCAUAGCCAAUCAUGGGUCAGACAGAGAAUCAGCGUUUAAACAGCAGAUCGUGAUGCCAGAACCAAGACCUGAGAGUAUGGUCUCUCAAAUGCAGUCUACCUCCAAAUCCCCCAGUGUCCCACAGGCCCAUUCACUUGAGGUGCCUAAAUAUGACAUGGGUGUGGCUGAGAAGACACCUUGCAAUACAGCUUUACAAACUAUUCCAUCACCUGUCAUAGACAAAGAGUACAUGCCCCCCUUGGCUGAAGUCAAGUGCACCCUAUCACAAGAGUCAAUAGCGGUGCAGGCAAUUUGUCUGGAUAAAGAAGAGAGCUUAAAGCUUACAAAUGAGCCUAGAAAUUUGCACAAUAUCCCAAAAGAUGAAAAUGAACAAGAAAUAAACCUUGCCACAGAGUUGACAUUUAGCCCAGAUAAGACUAAAAUUGAUCAGGGAGCAAACAGUAUUGCAACUUUCCUUCCCUUUUGUCCAAGAACACCUGUUUCCCCUUGGUCAUCAACAUGUGACAAUGGCUCAACUAGGAUAAGAGAGGAGGUCAAUAAUCUCCCCACUGGCUACCAGAAAUCGAAUCAAUACAAUGAAUCUGUGAAAAAUAUUGCGGAUGUAUCAGAAUGUUCUGAUAAUGCACACAGUCCACAAUUUGCACAGGUCCAUAAGGCAAAAAUAAAAGCAGAUAAUAAUGAGUCAAAUAAGACUGACUUUUUUAUGUCUGCUGAAGCCUCACACAUUUUUUUAUUCCCAUCUGGGGAGCAUAUUAAAAUGGAGGAGGAUAUACAGUUGCCUAAAGAUGAAAUUUUGUUACUGGAGGACAGUCAAGAGAAAAGAAUAAAUACAUUGGCACCUAAGGAUACAGAAUAUCAAGACAGACAAUACUUUGAAGAUGCACGUGAGUCUCAGCUGAGCAAAAGUACUAUUCCGGACAUCGCCUUACUUCAGAGGUCAACGGUUGAUAAUUCUAAGAUAUACAGAGAGCCAUGCAUGGUCAGUAUUCAUCCAUCCUGCCCAAGAGCUGCAAUUGUACCUGGCUUGCCAUCCUUAUACUUGCAAGAAAAUGCUAUCAAAUGGCUGUUACCUGAAGAUACAAUAAGCAUAAUAUCAUGUAAGAAGGAACCAGCUAUGCUUAUUCACCAUUUGGGAAUACAGUAUAAUGACAUUAAAACACUGAAAAAAAUGAUUUUACUGAAGCCAUCUUGCCCAAAAUCUGUCAGCGUUCCUGGAUUUCCGUCUGUAGCCCUUGAUACUGUGGACAUACCAAGCAGCGUUAAUUUCCUACCAACUUGUUCGAAAGCCUCAAGCAUUUCUGGCCUACCUUCAAGACUACCAUUAACAAUCUCAGACCCAGAAAGCUGGCUCAAAAAUAACAUGAUUUUAUGUGAAAGAAAAAAGAAGGAAAGUAGGGUGCAGAUCCUACACUCAUUUAAAGAGAGCUCAGAUAUGUAUAAAGCAAUGAUUCUUAUAAGACCAUGUUGCUCCACAGCAUCUAAGGUUCCUGGAUUUCCAUCUCUUCCAAGGUCCAUACCACAAGAGCAUCAGAGUAUCAUAAAUAUGUUACCAUCUUGUCCAAAAAUGUCCAGUAUUGCAGGGUUUCCUUCAGUGCUUCUCAGUAUUGAGCAAGAUCUCUUACUGUACCAAUCUGACAACACACCACUAUUUGUGAUGCAAAGUAAGAAGGAUAAAGUAAGUGUUAUUCAUGAUUUGGGAAAGCCAUAUGAUGAUAUUAAACAAGUGAGAAAUAUGUUGUCACUGACAUUAACAUGUCCAACAACUGCUGCUUCUGGUUUCCCAUCUGCACCAAUCCAUAUUGAAAAAGCCCCUAAUGCAGUCAAUCUAUGUCCAACUUGUCCCACAACUUCAAAGAUUUUUGGCAUGCCUUCAACAUUGCUUGCCAUUGAGCCAGACGAUAAACAUAAGCAUACAGACAGUGUAAUAUUAUGGAGAAGAGAACUGAGAAAAAUUGAACCACGCAUUCUUGUUAUGUUUAUAUAUAAUGCAGAAACAACCAAAUCAAUGAGUCUUAUAAGAUCUACCUGCUCAUCACAAUCAAGGAUCCCUGGAUUCCCAUCUACCACAAAGCGAAGUUCCAAGAAACACCCAAAUAUUGUAAAUAUGAUGUCGUCCUGCCCAAAUAAUUCAAAGACUGUUGGUUUCCCAUCUGUAACAAUUAUUAGAACAGAUCAAGAUAUUCAGCAAUGGAGAUUAAACAGUGAACAAUUCAUUCAAAUACCAAAGAAGAGAAUGUCAAACAUUAUUUCGAAUCAGGUUUUAGACACAUUUAAGGAAAACGUUGAUUUUGUUAAGACUAUGGUGGCCUUUGUGCCAUCAUGCCCCAAACAAGCAUGUUCUCCUGGCUUUCCCUCCAUAACAACACCGAAUUAUGAGAGCUCAUGGUGCUUCCCAUCUGCACCACUACCAAAAUCAGAAAAGCAUUUACCAUCAACCAGUGUUAUAGAAACCUAUACCCCAGUGAGGUUCGAGUCAUCUCUCACAUCAAACUUUUCUAUGACACAUCAUCCUAUUACAGUUCUAACAGAAGAAAACAAAUCUUCAAAGGAGUGUUAUGUUGCAAUGCAGCAUGUAUCAAAUAGUUCAGAUGCAAAUGAACUGACUCAUAUCAAUGAAACUAAAUUGAAUGCUAGUUCCCUGGAAGAGACCAAAGAAGAUAUAGGAGUCUGGACAAAAAGUGAGGAAGGAGAAAAGGGAAUUCUGGAGAGUGGCAAAAUAGACUGCAGAAUGUGGCAUUCCCUACCUCCAGACAUGCCAUUAUUACUCACUGCUGCAGAAAGAAUUGAACGCACAGAUGCUGAUUGCCAAACUACAGAUGAAUACACACACAGGGAACACUCUGCUUAUGAUGAGUAUACAUUUGAGAACCUGACACAAAGACCACAACAACUCAGAUCUAGAUAUGAGGAUGAAAAAGAGACAGUGGAAGACACAUGUAAUUUGGAGCCUUCUGUUUGUAAUGCUCAGUCCAGGCCACUGCAUGUCCAGUGGCUACCCAACAUGGCAGAUCUCUUUCCAUCAUGUCCAAGAAUUUGUAGCGUUCCUGGGUUUCCAUCUACAGCUAUGACAAAUGCUUAUGAGACAGAGGGAAUGGACUGGCCUAGAGAUGUAAAGACAUUGUGGAAAAAGGGACCAAAAACAGUAGAAAACCUUCAGUGCAUGGCGAUAUCUCAGUUUGAUACAAAAAUGAUUGGAAAUAUCGUAUCACUGGCCUAUUCAUGCCCCCGUGAAACAAGUAUUAUAGGUUUUCCUUCUGCCAUUAGUGGAAAAAUAGUAGAAAUAUCCUCCAAAAGUACACCUUGCAGCAAGACAUCCAGAGUAUCUGGUAUACCCUCAAGCUCCGUAAUUCAAGAGGAUAAGCCGGAUGUGGAGUGGUUAAACAGCAAAGGGUGUUUAUGGGACAAACAAUUAAAGGAAAAAAACGCCUUCAUCAUAAACACACCAGUUCAAUAUACUGAGAUUUCCAGUAUGAUAGUGGCAAUUGUUCCAACUUGCCCUGAGCGAACAAUCAUUCCUGGUUUUCCAUCUGCACCUUACUCCAAAGAAGGAUGGAAGUGUGAAACCAUGGAAAAGUGCUCAACAGUAUUUACUGCAUCUGUAGUGAUUGGGCAUACUUUGAGAAAUUCACCAGCAACUCAAGUAGAUGGAUUUGCCACUACAUCAGAACCUCAAGCCAAAGUUGUUCCAAGUGUGUCAAAGCUUCAUCCAACAUGUCCAAUGAUCUCUAGAAUUCCUGGAUAUCCAUCUAAACAAGAAUCUAUCAAUGUGGAAUGGAUCAGUGAUCAGACACUAAUUUUAAGCAAACAAUUCAAUGGAAAAACAUUUCACUUUACAGAAAAUUCUAAGGAUGCAGAGUACAUAAAUAAAAAUAUGACUUUAUUAUCAACCUGCCCUCUUGCAGCACGCAUUCCAGGUUUUCCUUCUGCACAGCAACGUAAAAGUCAGGAGCCAAAAAUGCAAAACUUUCGCCCGUCUUGCCCAAAGCUCUCCCACAUAGCUGGAUGUCAGAGCAUACAGACCCCUAGAUCAUCAAAUUGGCCAACCAAUCCAAUGAUUCUGAUGGAUAAGCAAACUAAGAAGCCUACAAUUAUUACAAAGAAAGCAAAAGAGAACAAAAUCUUAAUUGAAAGAAAUGUUGCUUUGCUACCAGUGUGUCCAUACAAAACCUGCAUUCCAGGUUUUCCAUCUGUUCCAGAACCAAAAAUGGAAAAUAUUCUUCCUGCUUGUCCAAAAAGGUCUAACACUGUUGGAUUCCCUUCUAAAGAGGGAACAAUGCAUUUAGACUUGUUAGUUGAUAGUCUAAAUACAAUUCAGUUGUGUUGCAGUGCACCAAAACAGAAGUUAUUUUUUAUUAAGAACAAAACAGACGAUACCAGAGACUCACUGAAAAAUAUGUUUGCCUUAGCACCAACUUGUCCAACACAGACAUUAAUAGCAGGAUUCCCAUUUGCACUAAAACCCAAAGUUUUUUUCAAUAUGGUGAAUCUUCAGCCAUGUACUUCAAAAACAUCAAUGAUUGUCGGGCUCCAAUCAAGAGAGAGAACCUAUACACAUACAUGGUUUUUUGAGAAAAAAUCUUUGUGGGAGAAAUCAUUAAAUUCAAGAUCAGAUAUUCAUGAUCAGUGCUACUUUGUAUCUCCUUGUGACCAAUUAGACCAUGACAAUAGGAAGAAAAUUAUUGCUUUGGUGCCAACCUGCCCAAGAGAAGCUCAAUCCCCUGGUUUUCCUUCUAUACCUUACAUCAAAGUUAAUAAAUUCUAUUUACGUAAAGAGCCGGACAUGAGAAAUUUACUGAAUUCUUGCCCAGGGUUUGCUCGUGCUUCAGGCUUUCCUUCAGUAAAUUCAGUUAUCUCAGUUGAGCCAUCAUGGGAGGUUCUAGAGACGCCAACAUGGGUUAAACCUGCAACAAAGAAAUCGGUUUUAAUUGCAAGUACAUCCCAACAUUUUGACCAAUAUGUAAAAAUUGAACAGCUUGCACCAACAUGCCCUGAUAAAGCUAGAAUCCUUGGAUUUCCAUCUGUAAGAAAGUUUAUGUAUUCUAUGACUGCUCUCUUACCAUCUUGUUCAUAUGCAUCUGGUAUAACCGGAAUGCCAUCUAGGGACAAUAUAACUCAAGAUCUUACUCAGUUAGACAGGGUGUUACCUGCUCGGCCACUAUUUGCAGAAAAACCUACGAAGACAAAUACACUUUUGGUUUUUGAUGAUCUUCGUACAGUUGAGGAAAAAACAGUUAUGUCCUCUUUGGCCUAUUGUUCCCCAAGCAAAGCAAGAACUCCUGGAUUCCCAUCAAUGCCUGCAAUACCUUCCACACAAAUCAGCAUGUCUGUAGCAAACCACAAUCUAACCCAGACCCAAACAGAGCCCUGUCAAAUGGCGCUGAAUGUUACACCUCAUAAGAUAGACAAAUUGGAUCUAAAUAUGGAUGUCAAAUUAUCUGAUACAUCCACAGAAAUAAAAAAGACAAAAGAAAUUCAUGAAGGACAUACAAUUAUCAGCAGAAGUCCACUACAUGAAAAUCAAACCUCAGAAGAACACACUGUGGACAACACUACAGACUACUCAGAGAUUGAUAUAACAUCUGGAUGGGAGGUACUGGAUGCAGAGGAUCCUUUUACAGAAAAAGAAGCUUCAGGGCUUGUUGAAACCAUAGUUGGUGUUUUUCACAAGGGUUUUGAGACAGUAGCCGCAAUGUUGCAGUCAUCUGGUUCUGGAGAGGAUGAAGAUAGGCAGUUGACCACUGAUGACCUCUGUUGUUCAGUGGAUCCGGAAAACAGCAUUAGCGUGAAACCCAGACUGUCUCGGUGUGAACCUGCUGAGGAGCCAAUCCUGCAGAAGGCAUUACAUGUUUCAUCAACUGAACCUCAAGUGUUUAAUAUCCCAGUAAGUGCUGAACCAUACACGUGGCACUUGGCUGACAGUCGGUCUGAGACGUCCUUGUGCUCUAAAGAUGUUGAAAGCUGGCUUACUGGUAACAGAGAACAUAACCAGAUGAAGAAGUGGCCUCCACUAACGGAAGCAGACCUACAUGAGAUUACCAAAGAAGAGGAAGAAAAUGUCCCACUCACUUUACCUCAAAGCAGUGAAACAACCAAAAAGAAAAUUUUUGAUUUUGAUGAGAAUACUGAAGAAGAGCUUUUAGAUAAGCCAUUCUUGAGCGAGAAGGGGCCACAGAAUCAUAGGGCUCAAGAAACCUCUGCAUUUCUCCAGCCUACAAGAAGCAAGCCUCAGAGAGAAGACAUGACAUUUUUUGAAACAUCCCAACAAAAACAAUCAGCAGUUGGAAAUGAAGAUACCUCUGUUUUAACAUCCAGUCAACCACCACCACUGAAGUCUAGCCUGAACUCCAGACUUCAAGAAUGUUCUUUGACCGCAGUCAUGAAAGACCAGAAAACAAUUUCUUCUUGCCCAAAUGUAUCAGUUGCUUUACCUUGUGUCAGCAAGGUAAACAGUAUUGUGACAGAGGAAUCCUCACACACUAAGGAACAUGUAGCUGUUGUAAACCAGGCUGAAAGUCUAUCUGAAAGUCUAUCUGUUGGCAAGCCCAUGUCUUUAGAUAUUCCCCUGACAUCUGCAGAUGAUUCUUCUACUGAAACCGUGCUGCAGAGUCCCACUGUUCAACCUGUCCCAAUGCCUCGGGUAAAGAAGCGCCUUAGUGCUUCUUUACCAGAUGAUUACCGAGUGGAAAGUGGUACGACUCAAAUAAGCACUGGUGGUAUUUGCCCAUCAGACAAUAGUGAGGCAUCAAAUGUGUCUGGCAUUUCUAAAACUUGUGAUGUUGGAAAUAAAACUGAAAUGCAGAGAAAGAUGUCCUCCAAAGAUAUCACUGAUUCCAAAACUGAUAUAAAAUCAACUACUGAUACCCAGCCUGGCAAUGGAAAAAUAGAGCAAAUUGAAAUCAAGGUGAAAUCAGUAGAUCAAGUCAAGCUCACAGAGCCUCUACUCCCGGUGCCUCGUAUGAGGAAGCGUUUGAGUGCUUCUUUUAAUGAUGAUACUCCACCUGUGACAUCCCCCACUCCAUUUGUCCUUGAUCAAGAACAAAAAGAAGCACCUCCACCAGUUCCAGCACCUCGUUCGAAGAAACGCCUCAGUGCUACGUUCCCAGAUGAAAAUCCUUCCGAAAAGAACCUAGUUGUUUCCUUUGUGGAGCAAUCUGAAAGCACGCCACCUGUUCCUUCAAAUAAGUCUUCAUUACAUUUCUCAGAAAAGACUGUCAAAGGGCUUGAACUAGAGAGUAACAAAUCACUAAGUAGUCUAUUAAUUAGUGUGAAAAAAUGUACAGCCUGUCCAGAAAUGUCUUACACUAAUCAUGAAGGCAGCAGACAGCUGGGUGAAGACACUGUCAGGGAGAAAGUUUGUGAAUCUGCUAAAACAAUAUGUGAGACUGACACAAGCAAGGUUCCAGACACUGUGGGUAAAAUACAAAGACAAGAAAAGAGAUCCAGUGAGACAAAUCAGGAUGUAGAAACAAAUGAGAAAGAUGAUGGGCAGGGAAAAGGAGAAGAUAAGGUUCAACUGGCUACUGUGUCUUUAGAUGAAACUGCGGCAGCAUUAGAUUUAAAGAGACAAGCCAAAGAGGAUUCUUCAAGCCUGCCUCUCCCAAGGCCUCGUGUGAAGAAAAAUAUAAGCGCAUCAUUCCAGGAUGAUACCUCAGUUCCUAGUGAUGAAAUAACCUUUCCAGGAAAAGAAUCUAGCAUUAAUAAAACAGUUCUCACCAAAAGGAAAACAUCAACAGAAGCCAUGGUCCAGCAUGGUAGUUCUCCAGCAAACUCUGCUGCAGCCAAUGAGGCAGAGACAACAAGCCUUGUAGAUUCCAGUCAGUCUCUUCUAGAGUGGUGCCAAGAGGUAACAAAAGGUCACAAAGGAUUGAAGAUCACAAACUUCAGCACCUCCUGGAGAAAUGGUCUUGCUUUCUGUGCCAUCCUCCAUAGUUUCCAUCCUGAUAAAAUGAAUUUUGAAAUGUUGGAUCCUUAUGACAUUAAGCAGAACAACAAAAAGGCUUUUGACGGCUUCGCUGAACUGGGCAUCUCCAGGUUGCUCGAGCCUUCUGACAUGGUACUACUGGCCGUGCCUGACCGUCUCAUUGUUAUGACUUACCUCAGUCAGAUUCGAGCACACUUUACUGGCCAGGAACUCAGUGUGGUACAAAUUGAACAGAACAGCAAUGAGUCAAGCUAUGCUGUGGGAGAGAAAAUACAGAACACAGACCCUGAAGCUGCUGCACGCUAUUAUGCCGAGAGAUUCCAGACCAGCCAGCUUGCUCAAGCGACAGCUGGGAAUGUCCCUGACAAAGAGACCAAGGAGAAUCUAAAUACCAGUGGUAGUGUCGUACCACCACCUCGACCAAAACGGACUCAAGGGGCAAGUCAAUCAGGAGGCUCAGAGGGAGCCCACGCUCCGGUCGCUCCUCCAAGAACUCACUCUUCAUCCACCAAGGGCUUUUCACAUUUGAAGGAUGCAGAUUUAGUAAAGAAGCGGCGAUCACAGAUAAGAGGGGAGUCUUUUGAAGAGAAUGAGAUGUCAGAGAAAACAACUGAAGCAGAGAGUGGAACAAGUUAUACUGAGAGUGGAGCAGCCAAAGCACCCUCAGGAGGAUUGGAGUGUGGGGAACAGGGAAAAGUUGGAACUGGCCAGGAUGUCAGCCAGUACGUCCUGAGUGAGAUGCAGGCCGUGGAGGCAGAGCAGAGGCAGAUAGAUCGCCGGGCUGACAUUGUAGAGAGGAAACUAAGAAGAAUUAUGGAGUCUGGUAGUGAUCGUGUAGAGGAAGAGAAACUGAUUCAGGAGUGGUUCAUGCUAGUUAACAAGAAGAACGCCUUGAUCAGGAGACAAGACCAACUACAAUUACUACAAGAAGAGCAUGAUUUGGAGAGGAGGUUUGAACUGCUAAAGGGAGAGCUUAGAGAUCUCAUGGCAGUAGAAGAAUGGCAGAAGACUCAGGCCCAUAAAACCAGAGAACAUUUGCUGCUGCAAGAGUUGGUGUCUCUUGUUAACCAAAGGGACGAACUGGUCCAUGACAUAGAUGCCAAAGAGAGAGGGGCUUUGGAAGAAGAUGAAAGGUUGGAAAGAGGCCUGGAGCAGAGACGAAGGAAGUAUGAAAGUCAAAAAGAGAAAUGUGUAUUGCAGUAAAGGAAUAAGAUGGUCAAAGUGAUGUUAACAUUAAGAGGCUGUUGGCAAACAACAAAAGUCACUUUAUAUAAAACUAGUGAAGAAAAUGGAGAAGAAGAAGAAGAAGAAGAAGAAGAAGGAGAAGAAGGCGGAGAACUGGAAGAAUCACCAAAAACUAUGAACAGGAUUUUGUUUUGACUGUGUGGGUUGCACAUGGAGAUUUGUAGUCCUUUUGCACUUCAGUAAGAGAAACUGGUUAUUUAGGAGGUCACUUAGUGUCCAUUUGAUUUUGAUGAGCUUCUUUUGUAAAAUUUAAGACACUUCUACUGGGUCGAGUUCAGGAUACACUUAUAAAUGGUUUAUAAGCAGAUACUGCUAUACAGUACAUUGUGUCAUUUAUACAGUCUGUUGAUGCAUUUGAACAUUAAUGCAUACAGAAUAUAAUAUAUUGCAGUGCCAUAGCAGUGAAUGUAUGAUUUAAAAAUGUGUUGCCUUUAGUACAGGCAAAUGGCAGAUGAUAGCUUUCAGUAGAUAUCAGACACUGAAUACUGAAACUGAAAGUCAAAAAGAAAAGUAUUUUUAUUAAAUACUUUAUACUUAAGAAGAACAUGAUUCUCAAAUCUAUUCAAAACUACAUUCUGACCUAUAUGCUACAUACGUGUUAUUCAACAGUGACAGACAAGCCUUAACAAAGAAAGGUAUUAAGAUGUCUGUGUGAACUAAACAUUUUAAAGAAAUGCAGUAAAAGAAAAGAGUUUUGGUUAAUCCACCAUUUUGCAAAAUGUGUGAAUUUAUAUCUGUGGUUUGGUAUUUCCUGUUUCUGUGCAAUUUGGUCUUCCACACAGAGCAAGAAGUUAUUAAACUAUGGUAAAGCCUGCUUUAAAAAAAGAUUUAGAAAAAUAUAGUAAACAAACCCCCGUAUAGUAAUAUAGAGUACACACACACACUGCUGCUCUAUCUACUGCCAUUAAUUAUUAUCUAGUAGGUCUUUAGUGCAACUUACUGUACUUAAGUUUUAUGUUAAUAUUAUUUUGACUGGUAUUUUCUGUUACUUAUUUAAAAUAUAGUAUACAAACAUGCAUCACAGUGCAACAGCACAGAACCCUGAACUUUUUAGCCUUCCUUCUAUCCAAGCCGAAAAGAUUCAGUACCAGAAACAGAAAUAUAUUUAAACACACACACACCACUGCAGUUUGCUGUGUAACAGAAUAUUUGUGUUGACUUCAGCAUAAAUGAGUAUUUCUGAGCAGUUUUUAAAAACAGUAUUAGUUUUGACAGUCUCUUUCUCAAAAGCUAUUUAUGUAUGUAUUAAUCUAUGAGUGUCUUGGUGUUUUCUUUUGUUGCAUUGUUUUAACGUGUUGAACGUUAACUGCUGAGCAUUUUGGCCUCUGCCUUGCAGUGUCACUGUUUGCUAUAAAGAAUAUAAUAAUAUAAGUAUUCUUGUUGUCUGACAUCCUGCACUUUUAAAACUGCACUGUUUUAAAGAGUUUGUGGGAAAAUAAAAGUCGAUUCAUAUGUGUUUCAGA
Molecule: messenger RNA, 11899 nt
Organism: Tachysurus vachellii
Lineage: Eukaryota; Metazoa; Chordata; Actinopteri; Siluriformes; Bagridae
Gene: ehbp1l1a
Product: EH domain binding protein 1-like 1a
Exons: 28
Coding region: 432-10394 (3320 amino acids)
Molecular function (GO): protein binding
Source: RefSeq, a predicted model, not a curated record